AGAUAGAUCCAUUGAGAGGUGAAUGACAAGAUUGGUUGCUAAGGGAUAUAAAUCUUUAGCAAGAGAUUGACAAAACAACAUGCAUGCCUGCAAAUAGUCCGAUUGAUCCCAAUCUAAAGUUGGAGAACAUUGAAGAAAAUAUUACAGCGGAUAAGGAGAUGUAUCAAAGAUAUAGAUCCAUUUUGGAGAAGAAGCCAAACAUGUAAAGAAAUCAUAUUAAACAUAUGGCAAAUUGAAGAUGAUGACAGGAAAUAGAACAAAACAAACAAUGCACAAGGACACUAUGGUCAUAGAGAAUGCUCAAUGAUGAAUAUAUAUAUAGACACUAGCUAGAAAGAUAAGGUGCAUAUUUGCCAUGGCUCUACUAGUCCUCUACUCUGCAUAUCUUUUCUCCUUUAUUCUCUUAGUCCUUAUAGCGCAAAAGAUAAGAAAGAAGAAAAACUACUCAACUUAUAAGUUACCACGAGGACCUAGAAAGCUCCCGAUUAUAGGAAAUAUACACAAUCUGUUAAGCUCUCAACCCCAUCGGAAAUUAAGAGACUUGGCCGACAAGUAUGGACCUGUGAUGCAUCUUCAACUUGGAGAGGUUUCUACUAUUGUCAUUUCAUCGCCCGAAUGUGCCAAAGAGGUGAUGAAAACCCAUGAUCUUAACUUUGCGUCAAGGCCUCAUCUCCUAGCUUCAGAAAUAAUGUCUUACAAUUCCACAAAUAUAGCUUUUGCUCCUUAUGGUAGUUAUUGGAGACAGUUACGAAAAAUAUGCACGUCAGAGCUUUUAAGCCCGAAACAGGUAAACUCGUUGCAACCGAUUAGAGAAGAGGUGCUUUCCGAUCUUGUCAAAUGGAUUGCUUCACAGAAUGGAUCGCCAAUCAACCUCACCGAAGCUGUGAUUUCUUCAAUAUACAGUCUUGUUUCGAAGUCUGCGUUUGGAAAUAAAUGCAAAGACCAAGAAAAAUUUAUAUCAGUGGUGAAAGAAUCUAUAAAGGUUUCGGCGGGUUUUGAUCUGGGAGAUUUGUUUCCUUCUGCUAAAUGGAUACAACGUGUUACUGGUUUGAGGCCUAAGCUUGAGAGCUAUCAGCGGCAAACCGAUCAGAUAUUUGAAAACAUUAUCAAUGAGCAUAAAGGGGAAACUUACUCAAAAGCCAGAGAUGAUCAAGGUGAUCCGGAAGAAGAAGAUCUCGUAGACGUUCUCUUAAAAUAUGAGGAUGGUAGCAACAAGGAUUUCUCCUUAACAAAAGACAAUAUCAAAGCAAUAAUCAUGGACGUUUUUGGGGCUGGAAGUGAGACAUCAACAACCACCAUAGAUUGGGCCAUGAUAGAAUUAGUAAGGGAUCCAAGAAUAAUGAAGAAAGCACAAGCUGAGGUGAGAGAGGUUUUCAAAACGAAAGGAAGGGUUGACGAAAAUUACAUCAACGAACUCGAUUAUUUGAAAUCAAUUGUCAAAGAAACAUUAAGGCUACAUCCUCCAGCACCUCUUUUGCUACCAAGAGAAUGUGGUCAAGCAUGUGAGAUAAACGGCUUUCACAUACCGAUCAAGACUAAGGUGAUAAUCAAUGCUUGGGCUAUUGCGAGAGAUCCAAACUACUGGACUGAACCAGAGAGGUUUUAUCCGGAGAGAUUCAUUGACAGUACUAUUGACCAUAAAGGGAGUAAUUUUGAGUACAUUCCUUUUGGUUCUGGAAGAAGAAUAUGCCCAGGGAUCACAUUUGGUUUGAGAAAUAUUGAACUAGCCCUUGCAAUGUUGUUGUAUCAUUUUGACUGGAAGCUUCCCAGUGGAACCAAAAGUGAAGAACUGGACAUGACUGAGCAAUUUGGAGUCACUGUGAGAAGAAAAGAUGAUCUUUUAUUGUUGCCUUUUGUUUAUCAUCCUUUGAAUGUCACAUGAGUUUCACAAGAAGAAACUGAAAUCUAUGGCAAUGUACUGAAACGAUACCUUCUGUUAGUAUUAAAUAAGUGGGCUAUGUUUGGAUAUAAGAGUUGAAAUAAAUGAAAAUUAUGCUACUUUACAAAGUU
This is a messenger RNA of Lathyrus oleraceus (garden pea), 2010 nucleotides long. Its product is annotated as cytochrome P450 71D9. Bases 356 to 1882 code for a protein of 508 amino acids. Lineage: Eukaryota; Viridiplantae; Streptophyta; Magnoliopsida; Fabales; Fabaceae. Gene Ontology annotation, molecular function: heme binding; monooxygenase activity; iron ion binding. The record is from RefSeq and is a predicted model, not a curated record. The transcript has 3 exons.